Molecule: messenger RNA, 1765 nt
Organism: Rhinolophus ferrumequinum (greater horseshoe bat)
Lineage: Eukaryota; Metazoa; Chordata; Mammalia; Chiroptera; Rhinolophidae
Product: olfactomedin-4-like
Exons: 8
Coding region: 215-1765 (516 amino acids)
Biological process (GO): signal transduction
Source: RefSeq, a predicted model, not a curated record
GGCUGCCAAGGCUGCAAGGCUGGAAGCCAAGGGCAGAACUCAGGCCCAGAUCCUGGCGGAGGCUAACUGAAAGACAAACAGAGGACCUAUGAGGAGCCACAAGACAUUUCAGAUGUCGAAAUCUGUGCCCCUCCUGCGAAGACUAUUCACUUGGACCAGAGAUAAAAACAUGAGGGAACUCAGAGGUUUUAGUCCAUCCUACAGCUGAUGCAAGAUGCAACCCAUCCCAACCCUCCUGACCUCUCUACUGCUGCUGCCUCUGGUACUCCGAGGACAGCGUCAGAGCAUCAAGGAAAAGUCUGCUUCCAGCUAUAUGAAUGGCAGCCAGAUCGAGCCAAUACAUGAGCUUAUAAGAGGUGUGUCAGGCUCCAUGGAUAAAGAUGGCAUAUGCCAUUGUGUGGUUUACCUGCCCAACAACGCCAUCUACCUACAGCAGCUGGAACAACUACAGAAUACUGCCCAGGAGCUUAUGGGCAAGUAUGAGCAGGAGCUGUCCAGGGUCAGUGAGUAUGCACACGCCAUUGAAGAUCAGGAGAACCAGGUCCUGGAAAUGAACAGUACCCUGAAUUCCAGAAAUCCUACUUUCCUGGCUUCCUCCUAUGAGUUCCCAGCUUUCAACCUGCUGCGCCUGGAGCUGGAGGGAGCACAGGAGUUGGUGGCCCAGCUUAAGACUAACAGAAGAGUUAGUGGGGUCAGUGACCUCCUCCACGAACUCCAGAGCCAGGUGGCUAAUGCCAGCCUCACACUCAAGCUUCUGGCUGAGUCUGACCAGCGCAGCUUCCGUGCUCUCCGCCAGGAGGUAGAUGUCCUGGAAAGCCGGCUACAUGAGUGUGAGAGGGAGAAGGAGCAAGAAGAGACCUCCAUACAUCCUGACCCACCCCUGUCCCCAGGUUCUUGUGCCCAUGGAGGCCUCCAGAAAGUCAGCAGACCUCUCGUGGUGCAGCUUAAUUGGAGAGGCUUCUCUUAUAAGUCAGGUGCCUGGGGCCGAGAUUCGGCCCCCAGUCCCGCCUCUUCCCUCUUCUGGGUGGCCCCUCUGCGUGAAGAUGGCAGGUACUUUGACUACUACCGGCUGCACAAAUCCUAUGAUGACCUGGUACUGCUGAAGAACUAUGAGCAGUGGAAGAUGGGCUAUGGUGAUGGCAGUGGCAAUACUGUGUACAAGAACUUCAUGUACUUUAACUACUACGGCACAAGUGAAAUGGCCAAGGUGGACCUCUCCUCCAACAGCCUGGUUCUGCGGCGCCCAUUGCCUGGUGCCACCUACAACAACCGCUUCUCCUAUGCUGGUGUGCCCUGGAAAGACUUAGACUUUGCUGGUGAUGAGAAGGGGCUGUGGGUUCUCUAUGCCACUGAGGAGAGCAAGGGAAACCUGGUUGUGAGUCUCCUCAAUGCCAGCACCUUAGAAGUGGAGAAAACCUGGCACACCAGCCAGUAUAAGCCAGCUCUGUCAGGGGCGUUCAUGGCCUGUGGGGUGCUGUACGCCUUACGCUCACUGAGCACCCGCCAAGAGGAGAUCUUCUAUGCCUUUGAUACCACCACUGGGCAGGAGCACCAGCUGAGCAUCCUGCUGGAUAAGAUGCUGGAAACACUACAGGGCAUCAACUACUGCCCCUUAGAUCACAAGCUGUAUGUUUACAAUGAUGGCUAUCUGGUCAAUUAUGACCUCAGCUUCGUGACACUGAAGAGCAGGCCACCAGCCAAAAGACCCUCAGGCACUCAGGCUCCACCAAAAGCUGUCAAACACAACAAGGGCUCCAGGACCUGA